Messenger RNA from Racocetra fulgida, 464 nucleotides. The record is from the annotation of a GenBank genome assembly. NCBI's taxonomy places the organism in Eukaryota, Fungi, Glomeromycota, Glomeromycetes, Diversisporales, Gigasporaceae.
UUGAAAAGGCUGAGUAUCAAUAUAAACAAAUCCGUAUUAUUACUCCUAUUCAAUCUUAUAAUAAAGAUACAACGCAAGUGGAAUUGUCAAAAUCUUUAUUACCUAUAAGUAAUAAUGAAGAAAACAGUCCAUCAGCUUCUUAUAAUUCAUCAGCUCAAUUAAGCGAAACUGUUGAAAUAAAUGAAAAUGAUGUAGAUGAUAUAGACGAUACUGAUGAUAUUGAAGAAAAUUGGACACAUACAGUUGAAUAUUUGAUUAGUUCAUUGGAUAAUGAGGAUCGCUUAAAUAAUGGUGAAGUUGUAGAUAGCGAACCUCUUGAAUUUGAUUUGUAUAGACGUAUUACUCAUCCAGUAGAUGAUUCAUUAGCAAAAUGGAGUUUAUUAGAAUUAUUCAAUGAUAUAUUAGAAGCUCCUUUUAAAUUAAAUAAUAGUAAUUUGUACUUAGAAGCUUUAAAUGAUAUUUAG